Molecule: messenger RNA, 3281 nt
Organism: Micropterus salmoides (largemouth bass)
Lineage: Eukaryota; Metazoa; Chordata; Actinopteri; Centrarchiformes; Centrarchidae
Product: cytidine monophosphate-N-acetylneuraminic acid hydroxylase-like
Exons: 14
Coding region: 99-1727 (542 amino acids)
Molecular function (GO): 2 iron, 2 sulfur cluster binding
Source: RefSeq, a predicted model, not a curated record
UCCUGCUGCAGGAGACUUCCAAACAGGAGCCUGACACACCACAGGAGCAAAACAAAUGGAGCUACUGUGAAGUGUUAUGAAUAUGGAUUAUUGAAAGAAUGACUUCUCAAAGAUCAAAUGUCUUGCUAUCGCUGGACACUGAAGCAGUCGGCUUGCUCAAACAGGGAGUCAAUUUCAAGAAAAACCCAAAGGAUGGCAAAUGUUACAUCAUAUACAAGAGCAACAAUGGCCUUAUAGCAUGCAAGAACCAAUGCAAACACCAAGGAGGGUUAUUCAUCAAAGACAUAGAGGACCUGGACGGCAGGACUGUUAAAUGCACUAAACACAACUGGAAGUUAAAUGUGUCAACAAUGAAAUAUGUGAACCCACCAGACAGCUUUCUGCAGGACGAGUUAGAAGUAGAGAUCUUGGAUGAUGGGGGGCUUCAGUUAGUCGAGUUGAGCCCCAUGGACCCCUGGCUCGCUGACCCUCGAGAGCCUCUGGAGCUCCAGGAAGGAGAAGUGAAAGUGACGUACUUCACCCAUGCCUGCAUGGAGCUGCAGCUCGGACAGAGGCGGUUCAUGUUCGACCCUUGGCUAACGGGUCCUGCAUUUGCCAGAGGCUGGUGGCUCCUCCAUGAGCCUCCAGCAGACUCACUGGACAGACUGUGUUCAGCGGAUCUCAUCUACAUCAGCCACAUGCACUCUGACCACCUCAGUUACCCCACACUGAAAGUCUUGUCAGAGAGGAGGCCAGAUGUCCCCAUUUAUGUUGGUGACACAGUGAGACCUGUCUUUUGGUAUUUGGAGCAAAGCCAAGUCAAGCUGACCAACAUCAACAUUGUUCCUUUUGGUGUCUGGCAAGAUAUUGACGAACACCUGAGAUUCAUGAUCCUGAUGGAUGGUGUACAUCCUGAAAUGGACACCUGCAUCAUCGUUGAAUAUAAAGGUCACAUGAUCCUGAACACUGUGGACUGCACCAGACCAAACGGGGGCAAGCUGCCUCUGAAUGUGGACUUAAUGUUGAGUGACUUUGCUGGGGGUGCAUCUGGAUUCCCCAUGACCUUUUAUGGAGGGAAAUACAGUGAUUCCUGGAAGGCAGAGUUUGUCAAGAAUGAAAGGAAGAAGCUGCUGAAUUACAAAGCUCAGCUGGUGAAGUCCCUGAAGCCGAGGAUCUACUGCCCAUUCGCUGGCUAUUUUGUGGAGGCUCAUCCAUCAGACAGAUACAUUAAGGAUACAAAUACUAAAAACAGUGCAGAGGACCUCAAUGCGCUCAUCAAUAAGCAUGCACCAGACAUCAAGACAUGGACGCCAAAGCCAGGCGCUGUGCUGGACCUCGGCCUCGCUCUGAGAGACCCCACUAACAGUGAAGCCAUCACCAAUCCCCCAGCCAGUGCAAAAAUCUACAAGGACAGCUGGGAUUUCGACUUGUAUGUUGAUGAACUGAACAGCGCCAUCACCUCUGAGAUAUUUAAACAUCGAAGCUGGAUCCAGUUUUAUUACACCUGGGCAGGCUUUCAAAACUACAACCUUGUUGUGCGGGUGAUUGAGACAGAUGACGACUUUGAACCCCUUACUGAUCGGUACGACUACUUGGUGGACUUUAUGGAUCUGUCAUUCCCCAGCAAGAGGCCUGACAGAGAGCACUGCUACGUAGAGGUUCUGGAACCACUUCCAGAUAGAGCUACCAGUUCGCAGGCCAGACUGGGACCAGUUCCUGCAGCAGGAGACUUCCAGCCAGGAGCCUGACACACCACAGGAGCAAAACAAAUGGAGCUACUGUGAAGUGUUAUGAAUAUCAAGUUGGUAUCAGUGUUUCCAAAAUAACAUAACGAUUGUGUGGUAAUGCAGUUUAAAGUGAGCCUAGGUAACUCCUGAAAAAAAAAUCUUUCUCUCUAAUUCAGUAACACUGUAUUUUGCUGCUACAGUCUUUAUGUGGUCUGGUAGGACCAGUAGCUUAAAGUGUCUUAUGUUAGAAAACUUUUGUGUGAUAUUGCUGUGUAACUGACAUCGCUGAGUCAAUCACACUGCUCUGUAAGCUUGUAAGCAACAUGAGUCAUUAACACAUUUUACAGAAAGAGAAAGGAUAGAUGCUGAUAUAGAAAUACCAUACUUGGAAGUAUUCAGGACAUGUGGUUAAUUAGCUAAAACUUUAAAGAACCCUGGUAUGGUAGUGACAGCAUAACACAUAACACACAACCCCCACAUCAGGUGUCCUUCUGGUUACAGUAUAUAAAGUAUAAUAUUCAAACUUUGAUGAUUCAUUAAUUAUUGUCAGGAUUUUUAUCUUUUGUUAGUCAAGUGAAAUUAGUCAGUUUCACAUAUCUCAACGGGCUUUAGAGGCCAAAAUAUGAAGAUUCAAUAAGAAAACAACUUUCAGAAGGAGGGAAUUCAUCAGUGUCAAUGCUCUAUUUGGCUGGGAAAGUUAUUUAAUCUGCAUUAUGUUAUAUUUAUAACCAGGGUCUGUUGGAUUAGGUAUUACAUCUGAUCAUUUUACUGGUAUGGGUGACACCACUGAAUGUGGAGACUGAGCAUAAAAUGCUUCUCUACUACAGUGCUUUAUUUUGUUGGGAGUCCUGGUGCAAGUGCCUUUUAAUGAAGUGAAGGAGGUUAAUUGAGUGCUACUGAAAUACGGAAAUGUAUUUUCUGCUGUAAUUUAUCAUUAAUAAUAAAUGGAUGCACUGUCAAAUAAAAACAACAGUGGUAAAACUGUGUUAUUUGUUGAGUACUUAGCAGAUCGGUGAAAGCUUGUGAGUGUGUGACCACAGAAAGGGAAUUGUGUAUGCUGGUCCUGUGACCUACUGGAAAGUAAGUUGUUUCCAGUUUGAGUGUUUGCCAAAUGAAUGGAAUGGAAUUUAUUGAUUUUGUGUAUGAAGUCUAAACAUCACGUUGUUGAUGUAUGAUAAGGUCUGUAAUGCCUCAGAGAAGCUUGACACAGACAGUCAGUACAAGAUAAACAUUCAUGUUUACUAAAUUCUAAGAGCAGGCGAGGGUCAUAACCAGGUAGACCGUCAAAACAAGCAAGCUUAUGCAGAUGAGGGUCGGGCUAGGCUCGUAAGGGAUCCCUCACGAGGUGUUACAGAUCACUGUCCACUAGGACUAAACCCUUCAACAGCUUUGUCCCCACAGCUAUAAGGACUUUGAACUCCUCCCUCUAGCACCUUCCUCACACUACAGGCUUGCAUACUAUUUUCCUAAUGUAUUCCUGUAUUAUUUUGCAAUAUUAUGUGGAGUGUCUGCUGAUGUCCAUGUAUGUAUGCAUUGUGCGUUGUGAGUUUAACAUACUGCACCAAAAACAAAUUC